Molecule: messenger RNA, 1431 nt
Organism: Aaosphaeria arxii CBS 175.79
Lineage: Eukaryota; Fungi; Ascomycota; Dothideomycetes; Pleosporales
Product: MFS general substrate transporter
Exons: 3
Coding region: 1-1431 (476 amino acids)
Biological process (GO): transmembrane transport
Molecular function (GO): transmembrane transporter activity
Source: RefSeq, a predicted model, not a curated record
AUGGCCGAUCAAAUACAUUCAACUCCUAGUGCUCACGUCCCAGGUACAGAACGCCUAUUUGCUGAGCCCAACUCAGGCGAAGUCGAUCUCCAAUUCAUUAGCAAAGGCGACACCCUCAUCGUGUUGGUGCCUCAGCCAUCGCUCAAUGACCCGAAUGAUCCACUUCGAUGGUCAAACAAGAAGAAAUGGGUAACUUUUAUCAAUGGCACGGCGUACGCAUUCAUGGGAAGCGUGACGGGUCCCAUCAUGGCUGCCAUGAUGAUCCGUCUGACGCAGGCCUUCCAUGAACCCUUGCAGAGAUUGACGUAUGCCAACGGUGCGACUCUAAUCUGCCAGGGUGUCGGUAAUAUCUUCUGGAUGCCCCUAGCUGUCAAGUACGGGAGACGACCCGUCUACCUGCUCUCCAACAUCCUCAUGUGUGUUGCCUGCAUCUGGUUGGGACUUGUCGUCAACGCUUCAUACAUCCCCUUUCUGCUCGGACGUGCUUUCCUCGGGCUGUUUGAAGCACCCAUCGAAUCCAUUCUACCGAGUACCAUUACGGACAUAUUCUUCCUCCACGAACGCGGCAACGUGGUGUCGAUCUAUGGACUUGCCGUUCUGGGAGGCAACGAACUUGGACCCCUCUUUUCGGCCCUCAUUGUCCAGUACCUGGGCAUGGACUGGGCAUUCUAUAUCGUCGCCAUGUUCAUCGGCCUGAACUGCAUCACCAUGUUUUUCUUCAUGCCCGAGACCAAGUACCAGGGGAUUCGCCCCCAAGCUCGAUAUGCCACAGAUGCUGAUACAACGAAGAAAGAUCAGACUGAAAUGGUUGAGAAUGUACAAAAAGAUGGGACACCAAGACCAGAACUGUCGGCGUUGCCGAAAUUUGAGGGAGCCCUAGUACCAAAGCGACCCCUUGUACACGAGUUGCAAUUUUGGGGCCACUCUGACAAGAACGUCAGUCUCCGCAAGACCUUUCUGCGGCCGUUUGUUCUCCUCACGUAUCCCACCGUACUAUGGGCCUGUCUCAUCUACGGAAUGUCUCUCGGAUGGAACGUAAUCCUCGGCGCAACUCUUGCACAGCUGUUUGAGCCACAGUAUGGCUUCGACGCUCAAGCUCAGGGACUUGUGUUCCUUUCGCCUUUCAUCGGCUCCUUACUAGCGACAUGGCUCUGCGGUGCUAUGUCCGAUCGCAUCGCGAAUUACUUCUCCAUCAGGAAUGACGGCAUCAGAGAGCCUGAAAUGCGCCUGCCUACACUGGCCAUCGGCACGUUCUUAAUAUUCAGUGGAACCCUUGUUCUGACUCUGACCUACGAGGCAAAGACGCACUGGAUUGGCCCAGUCAUCGGCUUGGGAAUCCAGGCUGCAGGCGCUCAGUUCGGCGUGUCGCUAGCCAUGAGCUAUGCACUCGACUGUCACCAACAGGCAAGUUCUUUUUUCCUGCUGUGUUAG